AUCACCCAUGGCCAUCAGCAGCCAGCAGGUUCUUAAUGAAGUAUGAAAGGACUUGAUGUCAUUCCGCGUCAUCUUGGUGGGGGGAUGAUGCUCCAUCUUAUAAAGUUCUUCCAGCUUGACUCUGAUUGUUUUACGUGCCCGUGAGUCACAGCCACGCCCAUAUACAACACAAUAUUACACCUAACCAACUAUUUUCGCGCGGUUUGUUAGACUGCGGUUCUGGCGGAGAAGGAACUUUUUCUUGUCAGCUGUUCUCUCGGGUUCCUGUGGACUGAGAGGCAGCGCGGGAGCCAUGAAGCAGGAGGUCAGGACCGCUCCGGGGUCAGCUCGUCCCUGGCUCCACUCUGAGGCGAACCUCUCUGCUCAGAGAGGUGUUGGUCUUGCCCGGGUGUAUUUUGAGAAGCAGCCACCUGCCAACCUGCGCAAGUCAAACUUCUUUCACUUUGUGCUGGCUUUAUAUGAUAGUCAGGGUCAGUCUGUGGAGAUAGAGCGCACUGCGUUUGUGGACUUUGUUGAAAAGGAGAAGGAGCCAGUAAGUGAAAAAACAAACAAUGGAAUCCAUUACAAACUCCAGUUACUGUACAAUAAUGGAGUCAGAACAGAGCAAGAUCUAUACAUCCGUUUGAUAGACUCUGUGACCAAACAGGCAAUUGUGUUCGAAGGUCAAGAUAAAAACCCUGAAAUGUGUCGUGUUCUUCUCACUCAUGAGAUAAUGUGCAGCCGUUGUUGUGAUAAGAAAAGUUGUGGAAACAGGAAUGAAACACCAUCAGACCCCAUCAUUAUUGAUCGGUUCUUCCUGAAAUUUUUUCUUAAAUGUAAUCAAAAUUGCCUGAAAAAUGCAGGGAACCCACGAGACACUCGUCGUUUCCAGGUGCUGGUCUCUACCACAGUCUUUGUAAAGGGCCACAUUCUAGCCAUUUCGGAUAAUAUAUUUGUGCAUAACAAUUCAAAGCAUGGCAGAAGACCAAGAAGAUUCGAGAUGAUUGAUGCUGAGAUCCCCUGCAUCAAAGCCAUCAGUCCGAGUGAAGGUUGGACAUCAGGUGGAGCCUCAGUGAUUGUUAUUGGAGAUCGGUUCUUUGAUGGUCUACAAGUGGUUUUUGGGACAGUGGUGGUCUGGAGUGAGGUGAUUACACCGAAUGCGAUUCGUGUGCAGACUCCACCUCGCCACAUUCCUGGGGUUGUAGAAGUUACACUGUUUUACAAAUCCAAGCAGUUCUGUAGGGGACCUCCAGGACGCUUUAUUUACACUGCUUUAAAUGAGCCAACCAUUGACUAUGGGUUCCAGCGGCUGCAGAAAGUGCUUCCUCAUCAUCCAGGUGAUGUGGAAAGACUACCAAAAGAAGUCUUACUGAAGAGGGCAGCUGAUCUCUUAGAGAUGUUUUAUGGAAUGCCUCACAACAACCAGGAAAUGUUUCUGAAGCGUGCGUCUGAUAUAGCAGAGGUACUCCACGCCAUCCCGCGAAACCCAUCCCACACAAAUUCACCCGGAAUGAUGGGUGUUAACUCCUUUGACGCACAGUUACCCGUAACCACAGAAAUUUCACCAGAUGUAGAACGAGUGUCUCUUUCAGUGGGUUUCAGUCGGAGUUCAAACAGUGGCUUUAUUGCAGGCAGCGCAUCACAGCAGUCUGAAUUCAACAAUACCAAUACAUGCAUGAACACACACACACAUUCACACUCUCACUCUAACAUCCCAAGACACACACAGUCAAACACACACUCGUCAAUAGCUGGGAACACACAAACACACGCACGCACUUCUGUGUCAAACUUCUCUGUGGCCACACAGCCAUUCGUAGACGGUCCCACAGCGGACACUCAACAAUACAUCGUGAAACAAAAAAGUGCAUUUGCUCCAGUUCUGAAGCUGUAGUCCUCAACAGCACAAGCUUCAGGUGUCCCCAUCUGCACGCCUUACAUGGACUAAUGACACCAGCCACACUCUCACAUGGACAUCUUUGUAGUUAGGGAAUAGCAAUGUCUGUCUUGCAUUUUGAAGAUUCUCUCAGUACAGGCAAUACAAAAACAAUAAAAAGUAUGUUAUCAUAUCAUAUUUGUUUGGUGAUAAAGCAACUUUUUUGUUAAAUGUCUAAAAUAUGCACCUCUCUGUUAUUAGUGCAUUUAUGGUUAAAUAUAAAUAUUAAAUAACUAUGUGUGUCAUCUUUUCUGAGUUCUGAUUGGCUACUCCAUGCAUUUACUCUAUUUUUCUAACAAGGAUUUACUUUAGCCCAGGUUAUACACGGACUGUAUCUUCAUGUCUCAUUAAAUUAUGUGGAGAAUUGCUCUUAUGGCAGGGGAGGCAGCUCUAUUUGUGUGUUAUAAGAUACUUCACUGAAUUCUCAUAUUAGCUCUCUUUCAAACGAUCAAGUUUUACUACAAGGAGGCAUCAAAAAUAAAACCAAAUGCUGAACAUGAAGUGUGUCUCUAAAUCUGAGCGCAUGAGUGAGUCCUCCCUGUGUAUGAGAGAGGAGGCUGCGCAGUCACCUAUACACAGAAAACCCCUUCCCAACAGUGCCAAUGUGUGAUUUUUCUUUUGUUCAGAGUUGUAUUUAUGAAAUAGAGUACAAAAUUAGGAGCUAUUCUCUUAAUGAAUGUGUGAAUUAAUGUAUUAAUAAAGUAUAUUACAAUUUUUCUGCUAUCAAGAUUUGCUCGACCUAAAUCAGUCAACAUGAAAUAUGUUAUAAUAAUACGCCGCUUGCAGAAGGGCAGCGUGGGAGCGAAAUUGUCCAAU
This is a messenger RNA of Puntigrus tetrazona (Sumatra barb), 2731 nucleotides long. It is a transcript of the gene ebf3b, whose product is annotated as EBF transcription factor 3b. The transcript has 16 exons. The coding region runs from base 293 to 1873 and encodes 526 amino acids. Gene Ontology annotation, biological process: regulation of transcription by RNA polymerase II. The record is from RefSeq and is a predicted model, not a curated record. Gene Ontology annotation, molecular function: DNA-binding transcription factor activity, RNA polymerase II-specific; RNA polymerase II cis-regulatory region sequence-specific DNA binding. Lineage: Eukaryota; Metazoa; Chordata; Actinopteri; Cypriniformes; Cyprinidae.